AUGGCGGGCGCCAGCGCCGUGCUGUUGCUGGACGGACGAGGGAAGGUUAUAAUAGGCCGUGACUACCGGGGCGAUGUUUCGCUUGCUGUUAGUGAGAGGUUCGCAUGUCGUGUUAUUGAACAAGAUGAGGCAGCUGUUACCCCCGUAUUUGAAGACGAAGGGGUCACCUACUGCUGGGUGAAGCUGAAAAACAUUUAUCUUCUGGCACUAACGCGCCGAAAUGCAAAUGCGACGAUGUUGCUGGCAUUUCUGCACAAGCUGGGCGCUGUGCUGACGAGUUAUUUUCAUGAACUGGCGGAAGAAAGUCUUCGUGACAACUUCGUCAUUACCUAUGAACUUCUCGAUGAAAUGGUAGACAAUGGAUACCCCCAGACUACAGAGGUUAAGGUGUUAAGCGAAUUCAUCAAGAACCAGGCGCAUCAGUUGUCUACCGCUGCGGUGAGGCCGCCUACAGCAAUGACGAACGCUGUAUCGUGGCGCUCUGAGGGUAUUGUUCACAAGAAGAAUGAGAUAUUCCUGGACGUUGUGGAGAAGUUGGAUCUGCUGGUGGCUGCAAAUGGAAAUGUUUUACGUUCCGAAAUCCUCGGAUCACUGAAAAUGAAGUCUUUCCUCUCGGGCAUGCCAGAGCUGAAGCUCGGGCUGAACGACAAGCUGGUGCUGGAAAGCAGCGGGAAAUCAACAGGUCGAGGGCGUGCUAUUGAAAUGGAAGAUGUGAAAUUUCAUCAAUGCGUUCGUCUUGCACGCUUUGAGAACGACAGAACCAUUUCUUUCAUUCCUCCUGACGGCGAGUGCGAGUUGAUGUCGUACCGCCUGCACACUCAGGUUAAGCCGCUUAUCUGGGUGGACUGUCAGGUGGAUAGUGGCACUUCAGGCAGCCGUCUGGAGUACCUUGUGCGCGCCAGAAGCCAAUUCAAACCCAGAUCCGUUGCGGGAGGCGUUGAAAUACGAAUUCCUGUGCCUGCAGAUGCGGGCGCCGGGCACUUCAAGACGAACAUAGGCAGCGCCAAGUACGUGCCUGAUCUUGACUGUCUGGUGUGGAGUAUUCGACACUUUCAGGGACAAAGAGAAUACAGCAUGACCGCCUCCUUUUCUCUUCCGUCUGUUGAAGAUGAGUCCAGAAAAAACUUCAUGAAACGCCCGAUUCAAGUUCUUUUUGAAAUCCCGUACUUCACCGUAUCAGGCAUCACUGUUAGAUACCUCAAAAUCAUCGAAAAAAGCGGAUAUCAAGCGCUGCCAUGGGUGCGGUAUAUCACACAGAAUGGAGAUUACCAACUUCGACUCACUUAA
This is a messenger RNA of Eimeria mitis, 1287 nucleotides long. RefSeq names its product mu1 adaptin, putative. Lineage: Eukaryota; Apicomplexa; Conoidasida; Eucoccidiorida; Eimeriidae. Gene Ontology annotation, biological process: vesicle-mediated transport; intracellular protein transport. The transcript has a single exon. Bases 1 to 1287 code for a protein of 428 amino acids. The record is from RefSeq and is a predicted model, not a curated record. Gene Ontology annotation, cellular component: clathrin adaptor complex; cytoplasmic vesicle.